GAAGGGGAGGGGGCGGCGGCCGGAUCCACGAGCGGCGGCCGGAGACGCGCAAUCGUUCGGCUCGGGAUGCAUUCGGACAACCGGUUGCUGUGCAGGAGACGCGGGAAAUGGUGAGCGGCUGCGAGCGCCUCCUCCUCCUCCUCCUCCCCCCGGGGACCCGGCCGGCGGUUCUCUCCCUGCUGUUGCUCCUGAUGCUCAGACGGGACGCGGUUGCUCAGAAAGGUGAUGGAUGUGGAUAUACUGUCUUAGGUCCUGAAAGUGGAACAUUUACAUCAAUUAAUUAUCCACAUUCCUAUCCCAACAGCACAGUGUGUGAAUGGGAAAUUCGAGUAAAGCCUGAACAGAGAGUUCAGCUCAAAUUUGGGCAUUUUGAUAUUGAUGAUUCAGAUUCUUGUCAUUUUAAUUAUGUGAGGAUUUAUAAUGGAAUUGGACCUACAAGAACAGAGAUAGGGAAAUACUGUGGUUUGGGCCUUCAGGUGGACAAAUUAAAUGAAUCAAAGAGUAAUGAAAUUACAGUACAGUUCAUGAGUGACAUUCAUUUUUAUGGACAUGGGUUUCUUGCUUCAUAUUCAACAAUAGAUAAACCAGAUUUAAUAACAUGUUUAGAUACUGCAAGUCACUUUUCUGAGCCAGAAUUCAGCAAAUAUUGUCCAGCUGGUUGUGUGCUUCCCUUUGCUGAAAUUUAUGGGACUAUUCCUCAUGGCUAUAGAGAUUCAUCUUCCCUUUGCAUGGCUGGUGUACAUGCAGGAGUGGUAUCCAAUGUUUUUGGAGGUCAAAUUAAUGUUGUAAUCAGCAAAGGUAUUCCAUACUAUGAAAGCUCUCUGGCUAACAAUGUUACAUCAAAAGUAGGUCCUCUGUCUUCAGGUCUCUUCACUUUUAAAACCAGUGGUUGCUAUGGGACACUUGGAAUGGAAUCUGGAGUAAUUGCUGAUUCACAAAUUAAUGCAUCCUCGUUUUUAGAAUGGCCUGAGCAGCUGGGUCAACCAAGCACUUGGAAGCCAGAAAGAGCCAGGUUGAAAAGGCCUGGACACUCUUGGGCAGCUUUUACUAAUGAUGAGUAUCAGUGGUUGCAAAUUGAUUUAAACAAAGAGCAGCGAAUAACAGGUAUCAUUACAACUGGCAGCACCUUAGCGGAGUACCAUUAUUAUGUCUCUGCUUAUAGAAUUCUCUAUAGUAAUGAAGGACAGAAGUGGACAAUAUAUAGAGAACCUGGUGUUGAGAGAGAUAAGGUAUUUCAAGGCAAUGCAGGCUAUUAUCAGGAAGUUCGCAAUAAUUUCAUUCCACCCAUUAUUGCUCGCUUUGUUAGAAUAAACCCUUUGAAAUGGCACCAAAAAAUUGCAAUGAAAGUAGAAUUGAUGGGAUGUCAGUUUAAUGUUGUUCGGGCUCCAAGACCAUCAUUACCUCCACCACGCAGGAGCAACAAUGACUUUUCUUUGCAGAUUGAUAAAACAACCAUCACCCCUGAGAUUAAGAACACUAUGUUUACUCCAAGUGUAACCAAAGUUCGGUCUCCAAGAACAUCAUUGCCUCCUCCACCCUGGAGCAACAAAGAUUUUCCAUUGCAGACCAGUAAAACAACCUUUGCUCCUAAGAUCAAGAAUACUACAGUAACACCAAAUGUUACUACAGAUGUAGCAUUGAUAGCUGUUUUAGUACCUGUGUUGGUCAUGGUUUUUACCACCCUCAUCUUGAUCUUAGUUUGCUCCUGGCAUUGGAGAAACAGAAAAAGAAAGUCAGAAGGAACAUAUGAUAUACCUUAUUGGGAUCGUGCAGGUUGGUGGAAAGGAAUGAAGCAGUUCUUUCCUUCUAAAUCUGUAGACAAUGAAGAAUCAUCUGUUCAUUAUAACAGCAGUGAAAUUAAUUGCCUUAGAUCAAAAGAAGUUACUACUGUGUUACAAAGUCAAUCAGCAGAGUAUGCACAACCACUUGUGGGAGGAAUUGUUGGCACACUUCAUCAGAAGUCAACUUUUAAACAUGAAGGAAAAGAAGCAUGUUAUGUUGACACAGAUUCUUGUAACACCUCAGAACAAGAAAUAUAUCAUGCAUAUGCUGAACCGCUCCCAGUUACUGGACCAGAAUAUGCAAUACCAAUAGUGAUGGAUAUGUCAGGGCAUCCUGCAGCUCCUCCAGGCAUUGCUUCUGUAUCUACCUUCAAAGCUUCAGGGAAUCAAGCUCCUCCAUUAGUGGGAACUUAUAAUAAACUUCUUUCUAGGGCAGAUAGUCCAUUAUCACCCACACAUAUGCUGUACGAUACACCUAAAGGAAUGCCAGGACUGAGCCUUCCAAAUGAAUUGCUAUACCAAGUACCACAGAAUAUGCCACACUCCACAGAAAAUAAAGAAGAUAUAAGUUAGAGUUAGGCAGUAGUGCCUAAUUAGUGUGAAUACAUAAGUCAUUUAGACUCAUCAAUAAUCAUUCUAUACUCUAUAGGAUGUUGGGCCAAAGAAAGAUAGAAACACUAACAGUCUGAUAAUUAACAAUUGAUAAGGAUAUUCAUAGCACUGUGAAAGUAAACUAAACAUGAAACUGUCAUUUUUAGUAAGUAUUACACAAAACUGAAAUUGAUCUCUGCAAUGAAUAAACAAUUUCUAUAAAUUGGUAAACAAGAGGUCCAGAAAAACUAUACAGUGUUAAUCAUUCUUUUCUGGUUAUUGGAAAGAGUAACUUCAUUUAAAUACUACUCUUUUGUUCAUGUUAAAUACUGUAUAGUAUUUUUCAUUUACUGGAUGUAGAUUCCCUAAAGAUGGAAUUCACACUAGAACUUUCUAUAUAUUCUUUUUCAAAGACAAUAGUUCUCUUGCUUGCCUAGUAAAUGAUGGAUUUCAGAUUUGGUCCAUUUACAUAUUCACUAGGUAGCCUCAGGUUUCCCAUGUGCAGCAUGGGUAUAAGAAUGAAUCUACUUGCAGGGCUAUUUUAACAAGGUGUGUUAGUGAUUUAAGACACCCGAAGUGUAAUAUAAAUAUUGUUAUAUUAACAUUAGACUACAGAAAGCUUUACUGAGGAUUUAUUAGCUGCAGAUGUAAUCUUUUCAGCUAAGAAUAUAGUUUAUAAAAAAUAACCACCUACCCACCCUAUUGAGGCUUUCUCCCACAAUAAUAAACUGUAGACCUUAAAAGUGAUUUUUUUUUUAUUUUGAAAGGUAUAAGCACAUCAACAUAUUGUGUGUACAUUUGCAAAGACAGAUCAGGAUUUUUGUACAUUUAUAAAUGUACAGCUUUUUACAAAUGUUUUAAAAUACUUUUAUACCUUAAGAAAAAUACCCUGGUAGCUUUUAAAUUGUGAAUUCUGUUGUCAAUUAGAUUAAAAUGUGGCAACAAAAUUAAAAACAAAUUGCUGCUUGAUGUGGACUGAGAUUUAAAUUAUUGUUAAUGAGCUGAUCAUUUUGAAAGUUCAAAGUUAUAUGUUUAGCUUAGAAUUAAAGGUACUUAAUUUUGUAGUAAUUCACUUUCUCAAAAUGUAUAUAUUUGGAUUAAAUGAUCUUAUGCACAAUGAAAAGUAUUGAACACAAAGCUGUAUUACAUUGCAAUUUCAUUUCCCUUUUUACCAUGUUUAACUUUGUAUCAAGAAAGUACAUGAAAAAAUACCGUUUUAUAUUGCAUUUAUCAGCACUGUAGUGAUGACAAAAUGGAAUAUCCUUUAAUAUGCAAUAGCCCAGUUUUAUGGACUUUUAAAUGUGUUGUGAAUGUGUAAGUCAAAAGACCAUUGUAUAUAAUGUUGCUAAAUACACAAUAUCGUAAGUUAGCUCACUGGUAAAUUUAAUCCUGACAAUCACAACUGUAAUAUAAAAUGAUGUUUAAUUUCAAUUCCACAGAAAUUUGCUCUUGUGCCUUGCUCCAUUCCUCAUGUUUUUAUUUAUAAAAAUUAUAUGUAACUUAUUUUUAUUCUGUAACUAUGGUACUCUAAGGGCUGAAUGUGUGAGAACAAGCGAUGUAUAGAUUUGAUACUUCCACAUAUUCUUUGUAUUCAUUCUUUUAUGUGAUUCUUUCCAACUCAUGUGAGUAAAAUACCUGCCAGAAUGGAGUGAAGAAAUUUGUGUUAAUAUAGAACAUACAAUAACAGGGUUGGAAGGUACUUUGGAGAUUUUCUACUCCAACCCUCUGCUCUAUGAAAAAAUGUUAUGAAAUGUUAUGAAAAAAUGGUUGUCCAUCUUCUUGAAAAGUGAUGGAACACCCAAACUUCUGCAGGCAAGCCAUUCAACUGAUUAAUUGUUCUGUCAGGAAAUUUCUUCUUAAUCCUACGUUGUGUCACUCUUUAUUGAUCUUCUGUCUGUUACUUCUUGUCUUAUAAGCUUCGUUCUGCUGCUGUUAAUAGACUUAUUUGCUGUUUUAUACUAAAUCAUAGUUCAUGCUAUGCUAUGGGUAUAGCAUGUGGUUAUAACAGAGACAGUUCCCGAUAGCAUAUAAAUAUAUAAUUAAUAGUUCCUGUUUGUUUUCAAAACACAUUUCUAGAAGGAAAACAAAGGGAAGUAACUCAAAGACUGAAGUGAUAAUGACUGUUUUGCAUUUAUCAGUUAUAACUUUCAUUUCUACUCUUAGUUUAUGAUUGGAAUUGGAAACUAAGUUCUUCAAAUUGAAUUGUGUAGGUGCAUUUAAUGAUGUAGAUCAAGUUGGAUGCUUUACUAUUUCAUUCUGAUUACACUUUCUGUAUAUAUUUAUUAACACUAUUGAUAGAUUAACAUUUAAACACUAUAUAUCGUGUUUAGUUAUACCACCUAAAAUGUCAGCAUCAAGUUAUAACAUAAAAUGAGAAAAACCACUUCCCAGUGCCUAAUGAAAUAAAAUAACCUAGACUUGAUAGAUGGUGCUGAGUCUUCUGAAACUGUUGUCCAUUAGAAUUCUAGUUAUUUUUUUUAAAGAAUUUUUAAUCUAAGCCAGUUAAAAUGGCUAUAUGUAUAUAUAAUGCAAAAGCCUACAAUUUUGCACAUGUGCUAUUUCUCAUAAAUGACUGCAAAAUAUCACAAAUGCCACUGUAAGGAUGCUUUUCAAUUUCUUACAAGAAUUAUACAUACAUAUAUGUAAAGAGUCUAACUGGAAAUAUGACAUAUUCAAGAUUAGCUUUAGUUUAUUUAAAUGUACAUUCAAGGGGAUCUUCCCUUUUAUGUUUAUAAAAGGUUUUCACAUCAAAUAUUACAGCAUUAUAUAAGGAGAUACAUGAGAAAUGGAAAUGUAUAAAUACAGUAUAUAUGUCAGAUGAAACAGAUUUAUUAAAUUAAAGCACAACUUUUUAGGUGCUAAUUUCUACAUAUUAGCUCAAGCAAUCUUAUUUCAAAAUUCUUACAUUUUUGUUUUUUGUUUGCUCUAAGUUAAUACUGUUUCUCUUAAAUGAAUUCUAAAUGUGCAGAGUGCUUGUUCCUAUAGUUCAAGGAAGAACAAAUGCAUAUAAUCAUGGAGGAUUAUUUUCUUAGAAUGUACUUUCUUACCUCAGUGUGUUCUUACCUCAGCAUACUGUGGUCACUCUGUUUUUGUAUAUGAUACUAUUAUUAGGUAAUAUCUAUAACAAUUUUAAAUGUAACUUAAAAACUUUUAAAAUAAAAUGCACAAUGAAAAUGUUCUCUAAAAAAA
Molecule: messenger RNA, 5561 nt
Organism: Crotalus tigris (Tiger rattlesnake)
Lineage: Eukaryota; Metazoa; Chordata; Lepidosauria; Squamata; Viperidae
Gene: DCBLD2
Product: discoidin, CUB and LCCL domain containing 2
Exons: 16
Coding region: 108-2354 (748 amino acids)
Source: RefSeq, a predicted model, not a curated record